UACAAGGAAGUCCUCCGUACGGCGAACUAUAGACGCCCAAAGACUAACAAUACCUGAAAAAACCUGAAUCAGGGUUAAGACAGAGUAUGGAGGAGACGAAACAACUUCAGGCGGAAGCCACGGAUGCUCCUGGACCAGAAGAGGAGGCCAAAAGGGCCGCCGCUGCAGCCAAGGUGGCUAACCGCCUGCCUGAAGUUCGCCUGGUGGUGCUGGGCUGGAGGUGGCCCGGGAAGAGCCUGACUGGAAACACCAUCAUAGGCCGAGAGGAGUUCCGCUUGGAGCGGGCAUCCGAGUUCUGUGUGAAGAGGCAGACGGAGGUGCUGGGGCGGCAGCUGACCGUGGUGGACACUCCGGGCUGGUUCUCGGCCCAGGACACGCCGCCCUCCUACAAGGAGGAGCUCGUGAGGGGGGCGACUCUUUGCCCUCCGGGUCCACACGUCUUCCUGCUCGCCAUCCCCGUCGGCAUGUUCACAGAGGUGGAUCGCGCUCGCAUCGAGGAGCACGUGAGCCUCUUUGGCGAGCGCGUGUGGAAGCACACGAUCGUGGUCUUCACCUGGGCCGAGGUGUUGAGGACCAUUUCCAUCGAGAGGUACAUUCGCAGGGAGGGAAAGGAGUUGCAGUGGGUGCUGGAGAAGUGCAAGCGAAGGUACUUUGUCAUUAAUAACUGCAUAUUCGGGGAGCAUCCCCAGGUGGAGCGUUUGCUGGAGAAGGUGGAGAAGAUGGUGGCAGAGGAGGGGGGCUACUACGACCCAGAGGAGGUGGAGAAGGAGAAGAAGGAGGAGAAGAAACCUCUGGAUGAGAACCAGAAUCCAGCUCGCGAGGGACGGGAGCUGGGGGCACGGCCUAAACAGAACUCUGUGCUGAGGUUGUCGAAAACCAUGGAGGUGGAGCCGCAUUCCAGUGAGUGAUGCACACAUUUCGGCUUCCAAGAAAGUCAAACUGGAGCCUAAAAAUGAUAUGAGUUUCUUUCUUUUUUUAUUUCAAGAUAACAGUUAAAGAUCAUUAGCCUCUAAAACAGCACUAGAAUAAUGAAAAUGAUGUAAAAGUGGAGCCCUGUUAAUAAUGCACUGUGUUUUAUUGUAGAUUAAAACAUGAUGGACCCGCUCAACCACAACCACAAGAAGGAAAAGCGUAACUGAAAUUUCACUGACUGUACAAACCAGUGACUUAUUUAUUUUUUUAAUCUGUAUUUUAGGUGUGUUCUUUAUGAUUCUCACUGUGAUGACACGAGAGGCCUUUGCCACAUAUGUUUUCAUGUUUCAUGAUUUAUGUUUCCUUUAGUCCUUCAGUUUUAAAGAUGUUCUUGUUUUAGCAUCUUGAGGGUUGUGUGAUGGGAGGGAUUUAAUCUAAUCCAAAACAAGGAAGCACAAACUAUUACACGUCUGGCCGUCAUCAAUUUUAAAGCCAAUGUGUAAACUCUUUAAAGUCUUGGCGAAUACCAACGGCAGAACUGCACUAAUAAACUGUUACUAAUAUUCUGCCGAUGACUGUUGAGGGAAAUUGUUUUUCUUUUGGCAAUUCCCAUUUGUUGUGACCAAACUGUAAAUGCUUUUUCUCGUGCUGCGAUGUUUAUUACUCUUUCAGUGUACAGUUAUAAAGCACAUUAGUUAUUGAUUAAAUGGAUCUGUCACGUAUAUAUCACUGUGGCAGAGGGAUAUAUUUCAGGAAAGGAUGCCUGGACACAAAGAGCGAACUGUUAUGAUAGCCGAUUAAUUGUUUAAAUUAUUCUUUUCAAUCAGAAAAGGUAAAUUCUCGCGGCUUUGUUGAUUUUCUGAAAGUAAACAGUAAAUAUCUUUGGGUUUCAUAGUGUGUUCGACUAAAUAAGCAAUUUAAAGUCAUCUUUUUGGGCUUUAGGAGACUGUAAUGGGUAUUUUUUUAAGAUUUUGACAGACUAAACAAUGAGCUAAUAGAGAAAAUAAGUGUCAACCUUAAAGGACGCCCAAACACUGCUGCUGUUAACUUACUCUUUAAGGGUAUGAGCAGUGUGUUUGAAUGUAAACAUAACUCUGUUUACAAGAAAAAAAACCAGCAGGCAAGGUUUUUGUUUGUCGAAAAACAAUAAUCUCGGUGAAACCUGCUGUAGUCUGUUGCUUUCAGUUGGCUACACAAGCAGUAAGCAAGACUCUCCAACUCUUUGUUGUGGUGUACUAUUAUUGGAUGGCGGAGUCAGCUGCUCUGGACAGACACUCAAAUCUUCUGAGGACACGUGUAACUGUUUUUUAUAGGCCCUUGAUAGCUCACUGUAAUGACCACCAGAUGAAUCGGGUAGUGUUACACCACCAUCUGACCAUACACAGGUGAACACAGUCGUGAUUCGAUGCCUUGAACGUAUCCCUCUGCUGCAGAUCAGUUCACAUAUACACAGUUACCAACUGCCAGUUUAACCCUGUUCAUUUAGUUUUAGUCAACCAACCCUGGUGAAAUGUAGGUGUGACGGGACAAUCGAAUAGGAAACCAGCAAGGCCCCGAUGGCCAACUGACUCAAAGCCUUUUAUUACGGGGAAGCUGUAGAUACUGUUCCUUAAAGAAGCUGUCAGCCUUUUGCAUGAAUGUGUUUUUACUUAGUAGAGAGUAGAGAGCAAAUCCAAUGCUGUAUACUCGGACAUGACAUGUGAUAAUACUGACGUGUUUGUUGACACUAAGUGCUGAAAUAUGAUACAGGAAAGAGGUCCGCUGUAGACCGAAUGUACACUAGUGCCUAAACUCAUUCUCUGAUUUUUUUAAAAAGUUUUAUUAUAUUUAGCGGUUUGACAUAAACACGUCAUGAAAAAGUACUUUAACACUGCUACAGGUGUGGGGCAUACUGUAUUUGAUUAAAUGAUAAUUAGCAUGUUUUCAAAAGCAACAUGGAACCACUAAUCCACCAGUCAGAAAACAGCAGAAUUUAUUUAAUAAAAAUAUAUAUAAAGGAUGAUUGGACACAAAAUAAGGUCAGGAUAUAGCAGACGUGUACAAAAACUGCUAUUGGGGCACGCAACCUAAUACAAGCCACAUCUGUAGCAGUGUUUGUAAUGGUGUUGAGUUACUUUCUUAAGUCCAGCAUGUGAAUCGGGUUACACUUAAGCAAUUAAUGAACGUAACGGAGGCGACUGCUUUUGCUGUAUCUUCUGUAGACUUAUUGUCUUAUUAUUAUUAUAUGUCUUAUUGACCCACACUAUUUGCAGUAGGUUUGCUUCUUAGAAAUGCUCUGUUGUUCUAAGCUCAAAUAAAUGUGUAUUUUGAUCCAA
Messenger RNA from Anarrhichthys ocellatus (wolf-eel), 3227 nucleotides. It is a transcript of the gene gimapl, whose product is annotated as GTPase IMAP family member 4. Bases 87 to 908 code for a protein of 273 amino acids. The record is from RefSeq and is a predicted model, not a curated record. The transcript has 2 exons. Gene Ontology annotation, molecular function: GTP binding. NCBI's taxonomy places the organism in Eukaryota, Metazoa, Chordata, Actinopteri, Perciformes, Anarhichadidae.